GAGCCAUGGCCUAUAGGGUCCUGGGCCGCGCGGGGCCACCUCAGCCGCGGAGGGCGCGCAGGCUGCUCUUCGCCUUCACGCUCUCGCUCUCCUGCACUUACCUGUGUUACAGCUUCCUGUGCUGCUGCGACGACCUGGGUCGGAGCCGCCUCCUGGGCGCUCCUCGCUGCCUCCGCGGCCCCAGCGCGGGCGGCCAGAAACUUCUCCAGAAGUCCCGCCCCUGUGAUCCCUCCGGGCCGACGCCCAGCGAGCCCAGCGCUCCCAGCGCGCCCGCGGCCGCCGUGCCCGCCGCUCGCCUCUCCGGUUCCAGCCUCUCUGGUUCCAACCACUCCGGCUCACCCAAGCUGGGUACCAAGCGGCUGCCCCAAGCCCUCAUUGUGGGCGUGAAGAAGGGGGGCACCCGGGCCGUGCUAGAGUUUAUCCGAGUGCACCCGGACGUGCGGGCCUUGGGCACGGAACCCCACUUCUUUGACAGGAACUACGGCCGCGGGCUGGAUUGGUACAGGAGCCUGAUGCCCAGGACCCUCGAGAGUCAGAUCACGCUCGAGAAGACGCCCAGCUACUUCGUCACUCAAGAGGCCCCUCGACGCAUCUUCAACAUGUCCCGAGACACCAAGCUGAUCGUGGUUGUGCGGAACCCUGUGACCCGUGCCAUCUCUGAUUACACCCAGACACUCUCCAAGAAGCCCGACAUCCCGACCUUUGAGGGCCUCUCCUUCCGCAACCGCACCCUGGGCCUGGUGGACGUGUCGUGGAACGCCAUCCGCAUCGGCAUGUAUGUGCUGCACCUGGAGAGCUGGCUGCAGUACUUCCCGCUAGCUCAGAUUCACUUCGUCAGUGGCGAGCGACUCAUCACUGACCCGGCCGGCGAGAUGGGGCGAGUCCAGGACUUCCUGGGCAUUAAGAGAUUCAUCACGGACAAGCACUUCUAUUUCAACAAGACCAAAGGAUUCCCUUGCUUGAAAAAAACAGAAUCGAGCCUCCUGCCUCGAUGCCUGGGCAAAUCAAAAGGGAGAACUCAUGUACAGAUUGAUCCUGAAGUGAUAGAGCAGCUCCGGGAAUUUUAUAGACCGUAUAAUAUCAAAUUUUAUGAAACUGUUGGGCAGGAUUUCAGGUGGGAAUAAGCCCACGAGAGGAAAGGGCUCUCAAGGGCUCUUCUGCUCAUCUCUUCCAGGAGAUUUGCUCCCAGACCAUCUGAUCUCCCUCCAACAAACCUUGGCUCCAGCCCCCUUUCCCUACUUGAGUUGCAUCAUCUUGGAACCAGGAAGCCCAGCUAAAGCCAAGAGACCAGAGUCCCUGCCACUAGUUCUCAUCAGUCUGUUCAAGCAAAGUUGAUCUGCUCCUGGCAUGUCCAGUAAAUUCCAGAAUAAUUCUCCUUUCUGCCCAUAAGGGGCCUUGGGGAAUUGCUUUAAGAAGAGUGAAUGUUCCAGUGAUGAUAGAUAUUAUAAGCGAUGAUGGUUCUGUUGCUACGAACACAGGAGUCGGUCCCUGUCAUUGUCCACGCAGGAGUGGCCUUGUUAAUUCCAAGUGGCAUGUUACCUUCCCUCUGAGCUUCAUUUCUUCAAGAUGCUCUGGGUGGUGGGAUGGGAGACCAUCCUCAGCCCUCCUCAGACCUUAGCAAUUCAUUGAGAGAUUGCAAAGCUGAAAGCACCUCCGGCCACUCCUGGGAGACAGACCCUUUGGUGACGAAAUAAGCCAGUGACUUCAGAGCCUGUGGUUUGAACUGUGCUUGAAAAACACUGUCUCUGAAAACAACUUUGUGACUCUCCCUGCUCCCUGUGGACAAAAGCACAUAAUUCUGCUGUUACGGGUACUUUGCUCAUACGAGCUUUCAUGUUCAGCAUGCAAUGGAAUCAUGCUUGUCCAUGUGAAAUAAAUAUGGCUCUCUCGUGUCCUUAA
This is a messenger RNA of Symphalangus syndactylus (siamang), 1899 nucleotides long. RefSeq names its product heparan sulfate-glucosamine 3-sulfotransferase 2 (gene HS3ST2). NCBI's taxonomy places the organism in Eukaryota, Metazoa, Chordata, Mammalia, Primates, Hylobatidae. Gene Ontology annotation, molecular function: [heparan sulfate]-glucosamine 3-sulfotransferase activity. The record is from RefSeq and is a predicted model, not a curated record.